AGGGCCACCGUACAAAAAGGCUCAAAGUUGCAGCGGAAGAGCUCCUGACAGUCCUCACCCAGGGCCACAGUUGAAGACACCAUACUGUCCACUAUUGGUCAGCCUGCACGUGACGUCAGACGUGUGUCAUACCUCAGAGGAAGCGGGAACCGCACCACCCUCGAUUAAACUGAAUUUGUCUCCACGCUGGCUUGCCUGCGGACUAAAAAAAUCUGAAGCUUCACAAAUGGCUGGAGAGAAGGAAAUAUGGCAAAAGAUCGGGGAGGGCUUCGUUCAGGCAUACUACAACCAGUUUGACAAUACCAACAGGAUGGAGCUGGGGAAUCUAUAUUCUGCUGAUGCCUGUUUGACAUGGGAAGGAGCCCCUUUUCAGGGGAGGGAAGCAAUUGCUGCAAAAUUAGCUGGCCUGCCUUUCAAGCGUAUUAAACAUAUAAUCACAGAACAAGACUUCCAACCCACAAUAGACAGCUGUAUCCUCAUCAUGGUGUUUGGACAGCUACAGGUUGAUGACGAUCCACCAAUGGCCUUUCAUCAAGUGUUUAUGCUCAAGUCACAGAACUGUGCAUGGGCUUGCACAAAUGAUGUGUUCCGAUUGGGGAUACACAACAUACCGGUUUAGCAGUUUAAAUUAGUUGGCAUGCACACAUUGACAUCCAGCUUUGAAUUUAUUCCAUAGUCAUGCUGUCAUAGAAAAUGCCAGGAAAUGCAAGAUCCUCCAUGUGUACAAUACAUUUAUAAGCAUGCUUUUUGUGUUGGAGAUGUCAUAUGUAAUAAUACAUUCCUUUCCAAUAAACAUGUUUAUUCAUCAGA
This is a messenger RNA of Notolabrus celidotus (New Zealand spotty), 810 nucleotides long. Its product is annotated as nuclear transport factor 2-like. The transcript is spliced from 5 exons. The record is from RefSeq and is a predicted model, not a curated record. Gene Ontology annotation, cellular component: nuclear pore central transport channel. NCBI's taxonomy places the organism in Eukaryota, Metazoa, Chordata, Actinopteri, Labriformes, Labridae. Bases 227 to 619 code for a protein of 130 amino acids. Gene Ontology annotation, biological process: protein import into nucleus.